Molecule: messenger RNA, 681 nt
Organism: Ostertagia ostertagi
Lineage: Eukaryota; Metazoa; Nematoda; Chromadorea; Rhabditida; Trichostrongylidae
Source: the annotation of a GenBank genome assembly
AUGGGAAUGCCUGGACCAGAGGCUAUGAUGCCAGGGCAUCCAGGUGGUCCAGGAUUUCCUAGUCGAUUCCCAGGAAGAGCCGGUUGUCCACCGGGCGCUAUGCCUCCAGGCGGAUUUGGAAUGUUCCCCGGUGAUCCGAGAGCAAUGCCUGGCCAACGGAUGCCACCGAAUGCGGCAAUGCGUAUGCCGCCCGCUUCAUUCGCUCCUGCUGGAAUGCGACCAGGUGCGCCAGGAGGACCACCUCCUCCACAAGGAAUGAGAUAUGGUGCGCCACCUGGUGGAGCGUUCAUGGAUUCUCCAGGACAGGCAUUUCCACCCGGUGCUGGCAUGAUGCCAAACGGUGGUGGUGUGAUGUGCUCGCAAGCGCCGGUCGGUAUGUCUAUGUCCUCUCCUGGAAUGCCGCCUGCUGGCGCAGCUGAUCCUCAUGGAUUUAUGAUGAGCGGUAUGCCGUCAAGCUCCACUGCCAUGCCUGAGGAAUGGGGCGGGCCGGGUACUACUGGCGGUCCUGAUGGCGGGCCGCUGACAGGGUUGCUGAACGGUGAAGAGCUGAAGCAGUCACCUGCCUCGACUCCUCGAGGUGGUGUGAACGGUGGAACACCGGCUCCGCCAGGAUCAGCUCACAGUAUGCAGCCCGCGUCCGUACCUGGAGGAGCUGAACUAAUGGAUCAACAGAGCACUAAA